This is a messenger RNA of Paramecium primaurelia, 3529 nucleotides long. NCBI's taxonomy places the organism in Eukaryota, Ciliophora, Oligohymenophorea, Peniculida, Parameciidae. The record is from the annotation of a GenBank genome assembly.
AUGAGUUUAUCUGAUCUAUUAGUGGAUUAUGGUGAGAGUGGUCAUUCCUAAUUUGGUAUAUUACUUUAUAAUCUCUUAGAAGAACAUAUUAAAAAGUAAUUUACUGGUCCAGCUAAAUUUGCUACAAAAAUUGAUCCGCUAUAAGGAGGAGAUAAUACAAUAAAACCACCAUCAUUGAAUAGUUUUCAUAAAGAAACGGAUCAUAUCCAUCCAUCACAAUCUCCAAACUCAGGAAUGAUUUAGUUUUCCCCUAAGACUUCUAUACUUGAAGAGAAAAAUUUAAUGAAUAACUAAAAUAAAGAAUAACUCAAAGAUAUUGGUCAGACAAAUGUAAUCAACCAAUAGAAAGAAGGCAUCAAUAAUUUCAUUAAACUUGUAUUGGCAAAAAGCUAUUUCAACCGUUUUGUUGAGAAUAUGCUUUAAAAAUCUUAUGUUAAGAAAUUGUCUCAUUUCAACCUAUAUCAAAAUACUAUGUUGGAUGAUCUAAGAUAUAUUGAUUCUAAACAUAAAAUUCAUAAGAAUUUAAUUGGCAAAAUUUGUAAGAAACUUAGAUUUGUACCAAUACUUGAUUAAAGUAGUUAUUUAGUUAUAGGAUGGCAAUUAUUACACAUAUUGACAAUAAUCAUAAUAUUUUUUUGGACUCCUUUUAAUAUAUCCUUUGGAAUUACAUUUGAUUAAGUAGUAUUUGGAACAUUAACAGUAAGAGAAGUAGAAUUCUAUUUUUUAUUUUCUAUUGUAGUAGAUGCAUUCAUUGUUAUUAAUACUUCAUAUAUAGAAAAAGGAAUCAUUAUUAAAUAGAGAGGCAAAAUAUUUAUUAAUUAUGUUAAUACACAAGGAAUUUACGAUUUAGUAAAUGAUAUCUUAUAAUCAAGUGUUCAUUCGCAUCAAUGUUAGUUGCUUAACAAUUUAAUGUAGACAGUUCUAAUGAGAAGAUUGGUUGGCAAUUGAUUCCUUACACAAUAUACUAUUGUAGUAGAUAAUUUAAAUUAUAAGCCAGAGUUCAUAAAUUAGAAGAGUAAUAUUUAAAUUAAUCUUUUAGAUUUUUCAAUUUUUCAGGUUGGGUACAGGAUCUUAUUGAAUUAAUUAAACUUUUAUUUAUGGUUGUUUAUGUAGGUCAUCUUUUUGCUUGUUUAUGGCAUGGAGUAGCAUUCUAUUAAAUAGGAAUUAGAAAAACAUGGCUUGAAACAUAUGAUGUUGCUGGUUAAGACAUUUUUACAAAAUAUAAUUAUGCAUUUUAUUGGUCUGUAUAAACAAUGAUUACAGUUGGUUAUGGAGAUCUAACACCUUAGAAUAAUUAUGAAAGAUUAUGUGCAAAUUUGAGUAUGUUUUUAGCAUGUGGUGUAUUUGCCUUUUCAUUUAAUAGUAUUGGUCUUAUGUUAAGUAAUUUAAAUUCCAGAUAAGUCCUAUAUAAAAGGAGUACAAAUCUAUUGAAUUCUUAUUUGACUAAAAAUUAAAUAAAAAUUGAAUUGUAAUCUAGAAUUAGAAAUUAUUAUGAUUAUAUUUUUUAAGAAGAACAAGAAAUAAAUGAUGAAGAAGUCUCAUAAAUAACAACAAAAUUAUCUAGUUCUCUAUAAGAAGAAUUAAAUUUCGAAAUUAGAUUAAAUGUAAUGAAGACAAAUAAAGUAUUAACCAAAUUCUCUUAGAAAACAUUAAGACAACUUUCUUUAGUAAUUGAAGAAGUAAGAUAUUCACCUGAAGAUUAAAUUUUAUUACAAGGUACUUAAGAUGAUUGUUCUCUAUAUAUAAUAACAAAAGGAACAGUAUCUGUGUAAUUUUAAGAUGAACCAUAAGGUAGAAAUACUAGAGUUCUUUCAUAUUUAGAGAAAGGGGAAUCAUUUGGUGAAUAUUCAUUUUUUACAGGACUCAAUAGAUGUGCAUCUGCAAAAAGUAUAGGAUUUUCAAGAGCUUACAAAAUCCAUAGAUAAUCUUUAUUAAAUGUUUUAUAAACUAAUUAAAUUGACUUAGUAUAAUAUAAUAUAUUUUAGGAACGCUUUUGUGAAGUUAGAGAUUCUAUAUUAUUAGGUGAAAAUUAUUAGCCUGCAAAAUUAAGUUGUUAUUCUUGCAAAAAGUUUAAUCAUUUAAUUAAAGAUUGUCCAAUACUUCAUUAUGUACCAGAUAAAGAGAGAGUGAUUAAAAAAGAGAACUAUCCUUUUUAAUAAGACAGAAGUAUAAAAUAUAAGAGAAAAAGGAGUGAUAGAAAUUAUUAUGCUACUCUUUUGGAAAUGAAAAAGACCAUUGCUUAUGUUAGAGACUUUUAAACAAGAGAAAAUUAAGCAGAUAAUAUUACUGUUAUUGAUGAGGAUUUAGAUGUUUCUUAUGAAGAUAAUGAUGGUUCACCUAAUGAAUAAGAAUAUUGUAAUAUAUCAUUCAUUAUAUCAUUUAGCUUCUCUUUCAAAAAGUUAUUCCAAAGUUUCUAGAUAAUAAUCUUAAAAUAGAUCCUAUUCUUAAUAUGAUAAUAAUACUAAAAAUCUAUAACCUAUAUAAGAAAGUGAUGACUCUAUAGAUAGUCCUAGUCCAAAUAAAAGAAGAAAUAUGUAGGUUAAAUAAACAUUAUAAACAGCUGGUUUUGGAGUUCAAGAUUCUUUGUAAAAUAAAAUAAGAAAUGAUGAUUUAGAUUAAAAUCUUUCUAGUUUUGGAAAUGCUACUCCUUCAAUUAAAGAUGAAAAUAGAUAUACUAUUAAAAAUGAUUCAUUAUGUUUACCAAGUCCUAUUGAUAUUCCAGGUAGGAUGACAAAAAAAAGAAUUACUUUAGUUAGAAAAUAAAAAAGAGAAGAAUCUUAUAAACCAUUUUCAUCUUAAACUAAAGUAGAUGUUUCUUAAGAAAGAGAAAAAUCUUAAACAAAAAAAUCUAAAAUCAAAGAUCCUUUAGUUGAUAUUCCAGUCACUCCUUCUAUCUAAUCUGUUGAUUUUAAAAAAGAUUAAAUAGAUAGAAAAGAUGAUAGAAGAGAUUAAAAGAGAAAGACUACAAAAACUAAGACAAAUAGAAGUAGAACUGCUAAAACUCAUAAAACAACCAAAUUAGUACCUGAAACUCCAACUUAAGAGAUUUCAAUUCCUGUUUUUGAGAGAUAACCUGUAUCUAUGGAAUUGGAAGAUUUUGAAAUAUUGAAGAAUUUUACAAAUUAUUUUAGUUGGAAUAAUGCUAAAGUUGUUGUUGCAAGAACAAUGAAGAUUUUAUUAAAGAAUCUUGAAAAAAGAAGAUAUUAUCUUCAUUAAUUUUCAUUUUAUACAUUUAAUUCAUUAGCAAUUACUAAAAUUUCAAGAAUAAAAAGAAAACUUAAAUUAAUGUAAUUUAUAAUAAUAUUUAAAUUAUUAUAGAGAAGAUCCACCUUAAGAUGAUAAAAAAGAUAAGAAAAUUAUUCAUCCAUUUAAUAAAACUAUAAAAGGUAGAAGACCGAGUAAAAGAAGUACAUAAACUGAUGAUAUAACUGGAUUAUUUUAGAAGAAACCAUAAUUUGGAACUCAAAUCUAAUUACUAUAAGGAAUUUCUCUUUCCAGAUUUAGUCGAAAUGAAUUAGACUUUAGAUGA